Molecule: messenger RNA, 4484 nt
Organism: Myxocyprinus asiaticus (Chinese sucker)
Lineage: Eukaryota; Metazoa; Chordata; Actinopteri; Cypriniformes; Catostomidae
Gene: sema6cb
Product: sema domain, transmembrane domain (TM), and cytoplasmic domain, (semaphorin) 6E
Exons: 23
Coding region: 740-3949 (1069 amino acids)
Biological process (GO): negative chemotaxis; neural crest cell migration; positive regulation of cell migration
Molecular function (GO): chemorepellent activity; semaphorin receptor binding
Source: RefSeq, a predicted model, not a curated record
GUCUUGCUUUUUUAGUGACGUGUGUCAGCUGUGUGUGCCAAGGGGCGCUCCGCACUUACCAAUGCGAUUAAUGAAGAAAAUGAACCUAUUGAGGAAACACUAAAUAAACAAUUGGUUUCUCCGUUUCGUCUGUGCUUUAUAAGCGCGAGCUUCACAAGGACUGCAAGGAAGCAGCCUUCUGAACGAUCACAAAGGAAAAUAAAAAAAGGACGCAAAGGUCAAUCGUGGAAUGUCUCAGCUUCGUUAAGCGGUCUAGCACUUUAGCAGAGACUUACCUCACCUUAAUCACAUGACUACAGUCCUGCUGUCUGAUUGGAUCAUCUUUUGAGCUUUCCCAGGUGUGAGCUUUACCUGUAUGGUUUGACAAAGACCCCACUGCUAUCCACCUGCCCUCCCCAUCUUGGCAUCUGUCUUAUCCAAGCAUCUGAAGUCUUUAAUUGACUGCACCAUGUGCAGAGGUUUUGUGGUGUGUUGGCAUUACAUCGUCAUGGCAACUAAGUUAUAAAAUAGUCUUUAACUUCACACAGAAAAGGGUCUAGACUGUAAACAGCUUUUGUCUUCAGGGUUGCUGCCAUCUGCUUCCCCCCUCCCUUCUCAUCGACACUAGUGAGAGCAAGAUUGGGCUAGAAAGGCCAACUGUUCUUCUUAUUCCACCGCUGUCCAUCUCAUCUGAGGAUAACAGUGGUGUUCAGUCCACUCUGGGUCAUGCUGUGUGGCUGAGUUCUAUGCUCUAGCUGAAAUGAGGUUGGUGAUUUUGGGGUCACGGCCCCUCCUGGCCUUGACCCUCACACUCACCCUCAACUGCCUAACGCACCUAUGCCAUGGAGCCACACCCUUUCCUCAGGACCUAGAGCCAAUCAGCAUUGUUGGCAGUGAAUACACCUACCUGUACCCCAGUUUCCAGGGGAACAUGUCAGAUAACGACACUGCCAGACUGGGGCUGGAUUUUCAAAGGAUGCUGCGGAUUAACCACAUGCUCUAUAUUGCUGCCAGAGAUCACGUUUUUGCCAUUAACCUCAGUGCUUCAAUGGAGCGUAUCUACCCCCAACAGAAACUGACAUGGAAGACAAAAGAUGUGGAGAAAUGCACAGUCAGGGGGAAAAACAGCGAUGAGUGUUACAACUACAUCAAAGUGCUGGUGCCACGCAACGAUGAAACUCUCUUUGCAUGUGGAACAAAUGCAUUCAACCCCACCUGUCGCAACUACAAGAUGUCAUCUCUGGAGCAGGACGGAGAGGAAGUGGUUGGUCAGGCCCGCUGCCCUUUCGAAUCACGCCAGUCUAACGUUGGCCUAUUUGCUGGUGGUGACUUUUAUUCAGGCACAAUGACUGAUUUUCUAGCAAGUGAUGCAGUGAUUUAUCGAAGUUUAGGAGAAAGCAGUCCUGUCCUGAGAACUGUAAAAUAUGACUCAAAAUGGCUACGAGAACCUCAUUUCCUUCAUGCCAUCGAGUAUGGAAACUACGUCUACUUCUUCCUUAGUGAGAUUGCAGUGGAGUACACCACCCUUGGGAAGGUGGUGUUCUCCCGAGUCGCUCGCGUGUGUAAGAAUGAUAACGGCGGUUCUCCACGGGUUCUAGAGCGCUACUGGACGUCUUUCCUGAAAGCUCGGCUGAACUGUUCAGUUCCGGGUGAUUCAUUCUUCUACUUUGACGUUCUUCAGUCAUUAACCAACAUCUUGCAGAUUAACCACAGGCCUGCUGUGCUGGGCGUCUUUACAACUCAAGCCAACAGCAUCACCGGUUCUGCAGUGUGUGCAUUCUACAUGGACGACAUCGAGAAAGUCUUUAAUGGGAAAUUUAAGGAGCAGAGAAACAGCGAGUCAGCUUGGACGCCAGUUCCUGAUGAAAUGGUGCCCAAACCCAGGCCAGGAUCAUGUGCAGGUGAUGGCCCUGCUGCUGGUUAUAAGUCCUCUACCAAUUUCCCUGAUGAGACACUUACUUUCAUUAAGUCUUACCCACUAAUGGACGAAGCUGUGCCUUCUGUCAACAACCGACCAUGCUUCACAAGAACCACCAGCAGGUUUAAGCUGACCCUGAUUGCAGUGGACACGGCAGCUGGGCCUUAUAAAAACUACACAGUUCUGUUUCUGGGUUCGGAAAAUGGACGAGUUCUGAAGAUUCUCGCCAGCACACACCCAAACUCCACAUACAGCACCCAGGUUUUGGAGGACAUAGAUGUUUACAAUCCCAACAAGUGUAAUGUGCAAGGUGAGGACCGGAGGAUUCUGGGAUUGGAGUUGGAUAAGGACCAUCAUGCCCUGUUUGUAGCAUUCUCAAGCUGCGUGAUACGCGUUCCACUCAGUCGCUGUACUGACUACGGCGUCUGCAAAAAGAGCUGUCUGUCCUCGCGAGACCCCUACUGCAUCUGGAUGAGUGCAGGGAACUGUGCCACAGUGGCGCCGGGACUCAAGUCUGGAUUUGAACAGUAUGUGGAGAGUGGAUAUCUUCAGUACCCAGACAGCUGUCAUGAUGUCAUGGCCACGACACGCAAGCAGAACCCUGCAGUGGACUCUGCGUACGGAAAGACCUCACCCACAAGUGCCACCACAACCAAUCAGGGGCCAGCUCUGCCUAAAGUCAAAGGUGUCCCUGAGACAGGUACCCACCCCGAGGAGGGGAGGCGGGGAGGGCAGGGUUCUCCUGACUUGGAGCCAGUCAGUGUGGAGAUAGAGGGAGUGCGCCGACUCCCUGAGGUAGAUAAGUCCAACCACAGUGUUCACUACACUCUGCUGAUUGCAUGUGUCUUGGUGGCGUUUGUCCUGGGCGCUUUCCUCUCUGGUUUCCUCGUUUCCUGUUAUUGCAACCACAACGUUAACAAGACCAAGAGGCUAUCGAAAGACCCAGAAGCACCAAUCCCUCAUGCUCUAUCCCUGCGCAGCCUGGCCAAGCUCAAUGGCUUGCUAGAGAGUCAAAGCAAAGAUGAUAAGCUUGAGGUGUCUUCACCGAAACUCUACAACUCGUUUUUCGCCAACGGAAAAGAACAGGCACACCGCAGAAAUGCCCACCAUGCUGCCAUGACGGAGCUCAUUCACCCACAUCAUCAUCACUCCCCAGAGCUCUCUGGCUUGCCCACACCCGAUUCGACACCAGAGCUUCCGAUCAAGAGCAUGAAGGCUUUCAAGAACCAAUGGGAGAAGAAUCAAAACUGCAAUAAUGCAAAAGAACCCAAAUCCCAUAACAUGGGUGCUUCUCGAACCAACUCUAGUAUCCAGCAUCAGAUAUUCCCCUUCUCCCAUGGACUGUCCAAUGGACAGGUACUGGGUGGUUCAGCGCAUCUUGAGGAAUGUAAAUUCCAUAAUGCAGAGCGUAUGGUGAGUCAGCCAUAUCACUGUUACCCACACAAGAUUGUGGAUGUCACCUCACUCGAUGAACUACUGAAACACAUCCAUGAAAUCAAUGUGGCCACCGGUAAGAGUCCCACUGUCCUCACCUCCUCCAUGUCGGCCAGUGCUGGUCAGAUGGCAUUUGCAAACCGUGUACAGCCACAAAUCCCAGAAACAGAGUCCGCACCGUAUUACAGUUCCUCCACACUGCCUCGUGACAGUCUUACUCGUCGCAUGGACAUCCCACCUGAUAUUCCUCCCCAUCAUCAGUCCACGCUAGUGAGGGUGUCACAUCACCCAUCCCAACGCCAUUCGCUAAUAACAACACCCAAGAUGACCAGCGGUGGGGUUGUGCCACGGCAACACAGCUUCAACCAGCAAAGCUCUCAUCAGCCCCUCCUACUGUCUCGAAUGAACUCUAAUGGCAGCAGUUCGGGUUGCGACGUGAGGCACCCGCUGAUCCCUAAUGGAUAUCUAACACGCCAACACAGCUACAGCGAGCAGCCGGAAGUCCACCAUGGAGCUAUCGUCCGCCGGACAGCCUCGCUCAAACCCAACGUCCCACCCAAACCGCUGUUCAUCCCUGCCAGCUCACCUGUCAACCAGGCAGGAAAGUUCAACUACUGAACGACAGAGAAGAAAAGCCUGUGGUUUUUCGUAAAAGGCUACUCAACCUCAUAGAAUUGAAUGUGGACAAGGGGUAUUGAAAGAUUUAUAAACUGCCUUUAUGAGAAGAAAAUCCUCUAGAGAUUGGCUGCCAGUGUUGUCAGCUUUACAUUUGAACUAUAACCUGUUUAUCCGCUGUUUCAUUAAUAUAUUUGUACCAUAUUGGUAUUGCUCAGCUAUUGGCCAAUAGGAAGGGAGGAGCUAUGGGAGUACACGCCCACAUAGAUGUAGGCUGCCGCAAUGAUGACUGUGUGGCUUUACAGUGUUACUUUGGACUGUCUAGACAGGCAUUACUGAAGUUCUAGACCUGAACUUUUAUCCAAACAAGUGUACACAUCUUGUUUGAUAUUCUGACUUUUCUUGCUUUGGCUAACUAUUCUGUUGAUGUAGAGUUGAUGAACUGUGAUGAUCCCAAUUAGAAACAUGUAUAUAUGCAUGUGUGUGUGUGUGUGUAUAAAUAUAUGUAUGUGUGUGUGUGUGCGUGUGUUCAUAUCUG